Theobroma umbraticum is the source of this 1554-nucleotide messenger RNA. Its product is annotated as mitochondrial adenine nucleotide transporter ADNT1-like. The record is from RefSeq and is a predicted model, not a curated record. NCBI's taxonomy places the organism in Eukaryota, Viridiplantae, Streptophyta, Magnoliopsida, Malvales, Malvaceae. Gene Ontology annotation, biological process: transmembrane transport.
UCUCCAAAUUUUCAUAUAUAGAAAGCUCCCAGCCGAACAGUUUUUUAGUUGUAUUUUCCUCCAAAGGGCCUCCCUUUUGUUUCUUUUUUCAACUCCUCAGCCAAUGGUCGCUCACUCUCACUCGUUCCCAUAAUCACCGGAGAGAGGAUCCCCUCUUCUUUGCCGAUCACCGGUAAACGCCCCACUUUGACCGGAUAAGCUAGGGUUCCAACGAUAUAUUUUCUUUUUUUUUUGUUCAUAUUAUUCUUCUCUCUCCUGAGAAAUGGCGUCCGAGGAUGUGAAGAGGAGCGAGUCGGCGGUCACGACGAUCGUGAAUCUUGCUGAAGAAGCGAAGCUUGCUAGUGAAGGAGUUAAAGCACCGAGUCGCGCGUUCCUUAGUAUUUGCAAGUCUCUUGUUGCUGGUGGUGUCGCUGGUGGAGUGUCACGUACUGCUGUCGCUCCCCUAGAAAGAUUAAAAAUAUUACUUCAGGUUCAGAAUCCUCAUAGUAUAAAAUACAAUGGAACAAUACAGGGUUUGAAAUAUAUAUGGAAAACUGAGGGUUUCAGGGGAAUGUUUAAAGGCAAUGGUACUAAUUGUGCUCGCAUCAUUCCUAACUCAGCGGUGAAGUUUUUUAGCUAUGAGGAAGCAUCUAAGGGGAUUUUGUACCUUUACCAGCAGCACUCAGGAAAUGAGGAUGCUCAACUCACUCCAGUUCUACGCCUUGGAGCUGGUGCAUGUGCUGGAAUUAUUGCCAUGUCAGCCACUUAUCCAAUGGAUAUGGUGCGAGGUCGUCUAACCGUCCAGACUGAGAAGUCACCUCGCCAGUAUAGAGGAAUCUUUCAUGCUCUUUCAACAGUAUUACGGGAAGAAGGUCCUCGUGCUUUGUACAAAGGCUGGUUACCUUCUGUAAUAGGAGUUGUACCCUAUGUGGGUCUUAACUUUGCGGUUUAUGAAUCUCUGAAAGACUGGUUGAUCAAAAGCAAACCAUUUGGGCUAGUUGAGGACUCUGAAUUGGGUGUCGUGACAAGGCUUGCAUGUGGGGCUGCUGCUGGAACUGUUGGCCAGACAGUUGCUUACCCUCUUGAUGUCAUUCGACGGAGAAUGCAGAUGGUGGGCUGGAAAGAUGCUGCUUCAGUUGUCACUGGUGAUGGGAAGAGCAAGGCCCCUCUUGAAUAUACUGGUAUGGUUGAUGCAUUCAGGAAAACAGUUCGGUACGAGGGCUUUGGAGCAUUAUACAAGGGUUUGAUUCCCAAUUCCGUGAAGGUGGUUCCCUCAAUAGCAAUUGCAUUUGUCACAUACGAGUUGGUGAAGGAUGUUCUCGGGGUUGAGUUAAGGAUAUCAGACUGAAGGAACUCCCAAGAUAUUUUGGUCAAUCUUUUGUGAGUAGAAGGAAAGGAGUAUAUCAUAGGUCAUAUAUCUUCCUCACUUACAGCCCAUCCUCUUUCAGUCUUAGGUUGUUAGCUUCCUAAUUCAUAAUAUGUUGUGACAAUAAAGUAUAUACACUGAUAGGAAACGAUGCAGUUGAUAUACACUGAUAGUUUUAUUUUAGUGAAGUUAAAAUCUCUUGUUGCCAA